CUACUGGCUAUAAGAAUCGCCACCUCUCCUGAACAGCCCACACACCAGCUGUAAGGUUGUCCCAUAGUGCCGCGGUGCUUGGGUACGCUUUACUGACGUCUAUCGGCUCGGCAGCAGCGAUGGCGGAGCCCCCAUCCUCGGGAGCGGGCACGACAGCCGACGCGCCGUGCUCGUCCGCAGCCGCAGCCGCAGCCGCAGCUCCAGCUCCAGCUCCAGCUCCAGCUCCAGCUCCAGCUCCAGCUCCAGCUCCAGCUCCAGCUCCAGCCCCAGCCCCAGCCCCAGCCCUAGCCCUGUCCCCGUCCCCGGCGGUGAGCCCGGGCUCCGAGCCUCCCUCCAUGGCGCUCUCUCCCUCCGCAGGCGGCUCCCAGCGGCUGCUCUUCUCCCACGACCUGGUGUCCGGGCGGUACCGCGGCUCGGUCCGUUUCGGCCUGGUCAGGAUGAUCCACGGAGAGGAGGAUUUCGACUCCGAUUCGGACAUCGACGGUGACGGCGGUGGAGGAGGCGGCGGCGGCGGCGGAGGAGGCGGAGGAGGAGGAGGCGGUGUUCACGGCAACUCGGACACGGAGAGCGGCGCGGCGGACGGCAGGGCUCGGCCCCUGGGACGGGGAUACGUUCGGGUGCAGUGGUACCCGGAGGGGGGCAAGCAGGACAUCCGAGAAACGAAGCUGAAACUGGAAGACCGCUCCAUCGUGCCCCGGGACAUUGUGCGGCGUAUGAAUGGAAACGACAACCAGUGCGGUACGGUGAUCGAUAUCAACAUUGAGUGUGCGGUCAAGUUGGUGGGAACCAACUGUGUCCUUUACCCCGUCAACAGCAGAGACCUGCAGCACAUCUGGUCUUUUAUGUAUGGAGACUAUAUUGCCUACGACUUCUGGCUGGGCAAAGUGUACGACCUGACCAACCACAUCAUCCUGAAGCUCUCCAAUGGAGCCAGGUGUUCCAUGAGUGUGGAGGACGGUGCCAAGCUGUACGACGUCUGCCCCCACGUCAGUGACUCUGGGCUUUUCUUCGAAGAGGCCUAUGGUUUCUACCCUGGCCAGGUACUGAUUGGACCCUCCAAGGUGUUUUGCAAUGUGCAGUGGCUUUCCGGUGUCAAGCCUGUGCUCAGUAAGAAGAGCAAGUUCAGGGUGGUCGUGGAAGAGGUCCAAGUUGUGGAGUUGAAGGUGACAUGGAUCACUAAGAGCUACUCGCCAAGGGGAACAGACAGCGUGUACCCACCUCCUUCCACCAUCACGCAGGAGAACCUCUGCAGAGUCAAGCGCCUUGGCUACUAUGACCACACCCAGAGGCAACUGGGCGAAAGGGCCCUCUACGUCUUCCCCCAAAAAGGAGAUGCCACCCGGAUCACCUGUGAGGGCCCAGAGGGGGUUCCCAUCCUCCCAGAGGACCCCGUUGGCAAGAAGCUGAUCAAAGUGUUUAAGAAGGACAUGGGUAAGAAGACAAUGGAACAUGCCGAUGGACAUGGUGCCAACCAGCAGCCAACAGAGAAGCCAGAGAGAUCUGAAGGGGAGAAAAAGAUGGAGUCACACCAGGAAACUGAGGCCAUCCAGGACAAGGUGGAGGGUGGCUGUCUCAACAAUGGACCGGUAGAGGUGGCGGGGCAGCCUGCGGAGGUCGCUACGGAGAUGCCGGGUGAGCAGGAUGCGAUCGACGAGGCCGCGGAGGACACGGACGACACCAGCUCCAUGACGUCUUCGGCCAGCUCCACGACCUCCUCGCAGAGCGGAGGGGUGGGCUCCAACCGCAAGAAGAGCAUCCCCUUGUCUAUCCGCAACCUGAAGAGGAAGCACAAGAAGAAAAGGACCAAGUUCUCCCGUGAGCUCAAGCCCGGAGACCGGGUGGCGGUGGAGGUGGUGUCCACGAAGACCUCGGCGGACGUCAUGUGGAAGGACGGCACCGUCGAGAAGGGCAUCCGUUCCAAUGACCUCAUCCCCAUCCAGCACCUGGACAAUUACGAGUUCUGCCCCGGGGACUUUGUGGUGGAUAAGAGACCUCAAGCAUUACAGGACCCCAGUGUCUAUGGGGUUAUCCAGUCUGGGGACCACAAAGCGAGAACCUGUGUUGUGAAGUGGGUAAAGCUCAAUGCCACCAGCGAUGAUGUGGAGGUCAUUGGCGAGGAGGAGGAUGUCAGCGUUUAUGACAUUGCGGACCACCCCGACUUCCACUUCCGUACCACCGACAUCGUCAUAAGGAUAUGGAGCUCAGACAAUGGGCAGGCGGCCGACUGCGAAAACGAGACGUCUGUGGGGCAGGUGUGCCGCGUGGACGUGAGCAGCAAAGUGGAGGUGGUGUGGGCCGACAACUCCAAGAGCAUCGUCCUGCCUCAGCACCUCUACAACGUGGAGUCGGAGAUCGAGGAGACGGACUACGAUUCCGUGGAUGGCAGCAGCAGUGGGGCGUCAUCUGAGGAGUGGGAGGAUGAGAGCGACAGCUGGGUGACGGACAAUGGGCCGACGGAGGAAGAGCCUCCCGGCGAAACGGCCCCCGCGCCCACGCCCACCGGCUCCGCUCCGGACGAGGGCAAACCUGCGGCCCCUUAUCCCGCGACGGUGCAGGAGCUCGAGGGGGCCAUCGCCACGGCCGCGCUGGCAGGAGCAGGCGGCUCUGCGGGAGGAACCUCCGGGAUGGAUGAAAAGGCGGGGAAGGAGGGCACGCCAAGGGGGUUCAGGGAGCUGAAGGAGGCUCUCAAGAUUCUGGAGAGCCUAAAGAACAUGACGGUGGAGCAGCUGUGGACAGGCUCGCCCACGUCGCCCACCGUAGAGCCGGAGAAGCCCACGAAAGAGAAGAGGUUCCUGGACGACAUCAAGAAGCUGCAGGAGAACCUGAAGAAGACCCUGGACAAUGUGGCCAUUGUGGAGGAGGAGCGCAUGGAGGCUGUGGGUGAGGUGGACAAAGAGGAGAAGCAGCUGGAGCCCCAGACGCCUGUACGUUCCGAGUGGCCCAGCGACACGCCCGUCCUCUGCCAGCAGAGUGGGGGAAAACCAGGGGUCACCUUCACCAGCGCUAAGGGAGAGGUCUUCUCCGUCCUUGAAUGGGCACCGGACACUCAUGCCUUCAAGAAAAUGGAAUUCCAGCCUGCAGAGGCCAAGAAGUUCUUUAGCACUGUGAGGAAAGAGAUGGCUCUUCUGGCGACCUCCCUACCGGAUGGCAUUAUGGUCAAGACUUUUGAGGACCGCAUGGAUUUGUUCUCUGCUCUCAUCAAGGGUCCAACGCGCACCCCUUACGAGGAUGGCCUGUUCCUCUUCGACAUCCAGCUGCCCAACAUCUACCCGGCGGUGCCCCCGCUCUUCCGAUACCUGUCCCAGUGCAGCGGCCGCCUCAAUCCCAACCUGUACGACAACGGAAAGGUGUGCGUCAGCUUGCUGGGAACGUGGAUUGGCAAGGGCACCGAGAGGUGGACCAGCAAAUCCAGCCUCCUGCAGGUCCUCAUCUCCAUUCAAGGGCUGAUCCUCGUGAACGAGCCGUACUACAACGAGGCGGGCUUCGACAGCGACCGUGGCCUCCAGGAGGGCUACGAGAACAGCCGCUGCUACAACGAGAUGGCCCUCAUCAAGAUGGUGCAGUCCAUGACGCAGCUGCUGCAGCAUCCCGUGGAGGUCUUCCAGCAGGAGAUCUGGGAGCACUUCUCGGCCAGCGGCUGGAGGCUGGUGCACCGGCUGGAGGCCUGGCUGGAGAUCAAUGAGGCGGCGGAGCGAGGGGCCAGGGGACGUGCGGCGGAGCGCCCGCCAUCGGCCGAGCCCCUGGAGGAGGCGACCGCGGCGACUGCGACUGCGGCGGCGGCGACGUGCCACGGGCCGGUGCACAGCAGCCCCAGCAGCCUGGAGCUGCGCGAGGAAGAGCUGGAGGAUUCGGGCCUGAGCCCGUCCACCACCGUACAGCAGGAGCUGAGCCAGCACUCGGACUGCGACGGCCUCGGGGCCGAGCAGCCGGGGAGGGCCUUUCAGGACCCGGCGGGUAGCCAGCCUGCGGUCAGGCCGAAGAAGAGGAGGAAGAGCUACCGGAGCUUUCUGCCCGAGAGGAGCGGCUAUCCCGACAUCGGCUUCCCCCUCUUCCCCCUGUCCAAAGGCUUCGUCAAGAGCGUGCGGGGCGUCCUGCAGCACUACCGCGCCGCCCUUCUCGCCGCCGGCUUUCCCGAGCGCAGAGAGGACAAGUAGCCCUCCGCCCCCUUGCCCGAGCUCCGCCCUGCUGCCCACAUCGUCCGCCCUCCACCUCACCGCUGUCACACCAGUGUUUUCCAGCAGCGUCCUGCCCCCUCCCGCAGGUAACCUCGAGGCACCUGGCCAGGGAGAACGAUUGUUGUUUACUUUAUUUUCUUUUAUCGUUUUCGUAAAGAUGCAGGGUGCACAUAUUAUUAUAUCUGCUCCAUUUCAUCGGUAGCCAAGCAGAGUUGAGAUGUGAAUGCGCUUUCCUCCCAUUUCGGGGGCCGCUGCCAGUCCUGCCCUGUCCCCCUGAAAACCCAUGGAAACUCUGAUCACUCAGGGAGACUCGGACACAGAGCACGUGCCUUGAUGGACGGGCAUCCGGAGCACGCUUUUAGCGGAGGGACGGAUGGAUGGACGGACGGAGGGAGGGUCGGACGGGGGGGGCUCGCCAGCUCAAACGUGACGCGGGCCCGUGCCAAACGGCUCAUGGACGGCCGGGCCGAGCCGGGCUCGGUGUGGCUAGGGGGUCCCAUAGAAGAGGUCCUCGCCUGGACGGAGGAGCUAGUGUCACCUGCGGCAUCCGUGCUGCUACACUGUCCCCGCCCCCUUUUUUUUUUUUUUUUUUUUUUCUCUUUCCCCUCCCCUCCCCUCCCC
Scleropages formosus (Asian bonytongue) is the source of this 4796-nucleotide messenger RNA. RefSeq names its product ubiquitin-conjugating enzyme E2O (gene ube2o). The transcript has 20 exons. Gene Ontology annotation, molecular function: ubiquitin conjugating enzyme activity. The record is from RefSeq and is a predicted model, not a curated record. The coding region runs from base 120 to 4154 and encodes 1344 amino acids. Lineage: Eukaryota; Metazoa; Chordata; Actinopteri; Osteoglossiformes; Osteoglossidae.